CGCCACUGCUCUCUGCCUGUGCCACUGUUGCUGCCACCGCCGCCAUGCUCUCCUCCCGCACCCCGCUCGCCGCCCGCCACGACCAGCCCUGCCUGUUGCCCAUGAAGAGCCAGGCGCCCGUGAUGGGCCUGUCUCCUCUGAAGAACCUGGCGCUGAACGACAAGGAGAACACGCCGCCCGCGUUCACCAGCGCUCGUGUCCUGGCCAGCAAGACUGCCCGCAAGAUCUUCCAGGACGGGGAUGGGAAGCCGGUGUCCCGGGGCGCUGAGGAGGAGGAGGAGCCGCUGCUACGGGACAAUCCCCGCCGCUUUGUCAUCUUCCCCAUCCAGUAUCACGACAUCUGGCAGAUGUACAAGAAGGCUGAGGCUUCCUUCUGGACGGCGGAGGAGGUGGACCUUUCCAAAGACAUCCAGCACUGGGAGUCCCUGAAGCCUGAGGAGAAAUACUUCAUUUCUCAUGUCCUUGCCUUCUUUGCUGCCAGCGAUGGCAUCGUCAAUGAAAACUUGGUGGAGCGAUUUAGUCAAGAAGUACAAGUCACAGAAGCGCGUUGUUUCUAUGGCUUCCAGAUUGCCAUGGAAAACAUACAUUCAGAAAUGUACAGUCUUCUUAUUGACACCUACAUCAAAGAUCCUAAAGAGAGGGAAUUCCUAUUUAAUGCCAUUGAAACAUUACCAUGUGUUAAAAAGAAGGCUGACUGGGCCAUGCGUUGGAUUGGGGACAGAAAAGCAACAUAUGGAGAACGAGUAGUAGCUUUUGCAGCAGUGGAAGGAAUCUUCUUUUCUGGCUCUUUUGCAUCAAUUUUUUGGCUGAAGAAAAGAGGAUUGAUGCCUGGACUGACUUUUUCUAAUGAACUCAUCAGUAGAGAUGAGGGCUUGCACUGUGAUUUUGCCUGCCUCAUGUUCAAGCACUUGAUACACAAACCAUCAGAGGAGAGAGUAAAGGAAAUUGUUAUGAAUGCUGUUAUCAUAGAACAGGAAUUCUUGACUGAGGCGCUGCCUGUGAAGCUGAUUGGCAUGAACUGCACUUUAAUGAAACAGUACAUAGAGUUUGUAGCAGACAGGCUUAUGUUGGAACUGGGAUUUAACAAGAUAUACAAAGCUGAGAAUCCUUUUGACUUCAUGGAAAACAUCUCUCUGGAAGGCAAAACCAAUUUCUUUGAGAAAAGAGUAGGUGAAUAUCAGAGGAUGGGAGUCAUGUCCAAGCCCACAGACAACUCUUUCACCCUGGAUGCAGAAUUUUAAAUGAACAGGCCAUAUGAGUUAAGUGUGUAUGCUCCCCUGCUUACAGGGAAACAUGAAAUACAAUGAGUCAGUGUGACUUGAUUCUUGUACUGAAAUCCCACUCUUAAAGUGUGGUGAUAUUGGUACUUUCCAGGAAGCUAGCGUAGCUCCAGCAUUUAAAAUCCCUUAUUAGACUUUGCUAAUGGUGUUGAUUCAUAGAAUGCUUAGAUGUAUUACAACAUAUGCUACUCCAUUUUGUGGAAGAUACAGGCACCUUCCUUCUACAAGAUGGGAGGUUAUGGGCAGUGACCAUUAGCUUCUGUUCUCACAAACACAGCAACAGUUGAGAAAUCCUACUCUUAACAUUUGCUGAAUACUUUGCAGAAAACUCUGGAGGCAACUACAUGACCUCACUGCUUUUUUAGCAGGUUUUAAGUUUACCUUUUAUACUAUUGUUUUAAUAGUUUGUACAUAAACCUGGCACUUUAAUGUUGAAAAUAAAGACCUGUCUUGUAAUAAUUGAGAA
Messenger RNA from Calypte anna (Anna's hummingbird), 1746 nucleotides. It is a transcript of the gene RRM2, whose product is annotated as ribonucleotide reductase regulatory subunit M2. Gene Ontology annotation, molecular function: ribonucleoside-diphosphate reductase activity, thioredoxin disulfide as acceptor. NCBI's taxonomy places the organism in Eukaryota, Metazoa, Chordata, Aves, Apodiformes, Trochilidae. The transcript has 10 exons. Gene Ontology annotation, cellular component: cytosol. Gene Ontology annotation, biological process: deoxyribonucleotide biosynthetic process. The coding region runs from base 45 to 1241 and encodes 398 amino acids. The record is from RefSeq and is a predicted model, not a curated record.